Molecule: messenger RNA, 1178 nt
Organism: Limanda limanda (common dab)
Lineage: Eukaryota; Metazoa; Chordata; Actinopteri; Pleuronectiformes; Pleuronectidae
Gene: acta2
Product: actin alpha 2, smooth muscle
Exons: 8
Coding region: 45-1178 (377 amino acids)
Source: RefSeq, a predicted model, not a curated record
CGGAGUCGUAGUGUCGUAGCUCGUCCACAGCGCCCCCUGCAGUCAUGUGUGAUGAUGAGGAGAGCACCGCUCUGGUCUGUGAUAAUGGAUCCGGCCUCUGCAAGGCGGGGUUCGCCGGAGACGACGCCCCCAGGGCGGUCUUCCCCUCCAUCGUGGGCAGGCCCAGGCACCAGGGCGUGAUGGUGGGCAUGGGACAGAAGGACAGUUACGUGGGAGACGAGGCUCAGAGCAAGAGAGGAAUCCUCACCCUGAAGUAUCCCAUCGAACAUGGAAUCAUCACCAACUGGGACGACAUGGAGAAGAUCUGGCAUCACUCGUUCUACAACGAGCUGCGAGUGGCUCCAGAGGAACAUCCCACUCUGCUGACGGAGGCGCCGCUCAACCCGAAGGCCAACAGGGAGAAAAUGACCCAGAUCAUGUUUGAGACCUUCAACGUUCCUGCCAUGUAUGUGGCCAUCCAGGCCGUCCUGUCACUGUACGCCUCCGGAAGAACCACAGGUAUCGUCCUGGACUCAGGCGACGGCGUCACCCACAACGUUCCGAUCUACGAGGGCUACGCUCUGCCUCACGCCAUCAUGAGGUUGGACCUGGCGGGACGGGACCUGACCGACUACCUCAUGAAGAUCCUGACGGAGCGCGGCUACAGCUUCGUCACCACCGCGGAGAGAGAGAUCGUCCGAGACAUCAAAGAGAAGCUGUGUUACGUGGCUCUGGACUUUGAGAACGAGAUGGGGACGGCAGCGACCUCGUCCUCUCUGGAGAAGAGCUACGAGCUUCCUGAUGGUCAGGUCAUCACCAUCGGCAACGAGAGGUUCCGCUGCCCGGAGACGCUGUUUCAGCCGUCCUUCAUCGGUAUGGAGUCCGCUGGGAUCCAUGAGACCACGUACAACAGCAUCAUGAAGUGUGACAUCGACAUCCGUAAAGACUUGUACGCCAACAACGUCCUGUCGGGAGGAACCACCAUGUACCCGGGGAUCGCCGACCGCAUGCAGAAGGAGAUCACCGCGCUGGCGCCCAGCACCAUGAAGAUCAAGAUCAUCGCCCCCCCCGAGAGGAAGUACUCGGUGUGGAUCGGCGGCUCCAUCCUGGCGUCGCUCUCCACCUUCCAGCAGAUGUGGAUCAGUAAGCAGGAGUAUGACGAGGCCGGGCCGUCCAUCGUCCACCGCAAGUGCUUCUAG